Caenorhabditis elegans is the source of this 11573-nucleotide messenger RNA. RefSeq names its product Transmembrane cell adhesion receptor mua-3 (gene mua-3). The record is from RefSeq and is marked reviewed. NCBI's taxonomy places the organism in Eukaryota, Metazoa, Nematoda, Chromadorea, Rhabditida, Rhabditidae. Gene Ontology annotation, cellular component: plasma membrane; hemidesmosome. The transcript has 34 exons. The coding region runs from base 1 to 11304 and encodes 3767 amino acids. Gene Ontology annotation, molecular function: calcium ion binding.
AUGCAGGCUGGAAUUUCAAUAUUUUUUCUCUUUUUACACAUUCCUAUAUUUUUUGUAAACUGCUCGAAUUCCACAAGCUGUGUUGCUCGAGAAGAAUUUCAAUGCAAAAUGGAUGAUUCUUGUAUUUCAAUGAAAAAAUGGCAAGAUGGAGUUGAUGAUUGCUAUGAUGGAAGUGAUGAAGUGUGCCUGCCAUGGCAAUUCGACUGUCAGUUUGGAUCACCUCGAUGUAUUUCAAAAAACAAAUUGCACGACAAAAAGAUCGAUUGUUAUUCUGGUUUCGACGAAGGAUGUCCUGCUCACUAUUUUGUGUGUCGAGAUAGAAGUGCAUGCAUUGAACCAUCGAAAUAUCUUAAUGGUGUUGCUGAUUGUAAAGAUAAGUCGGAUGAACCAUGCGCACAGAAUCAAUUCCAAUGCUCGGAUGGCACAAAAUGUAUUCCAAAAGCUCAAUUUCAAGAUGGAAAAGAAGAUUGUGAUGAUGGUUCAGAUGAAGAAUGUACUACAUCUCAAUUUGCAUGCCAAUGUGGAACCAUUAAAUGUGUUUCUGAUACUUUUAUAAUGGAUGGAAACUGGGAUUGUGAAGAUGGUUCCGAUGAGUUUAUCAAUAAAACGUUGACAGCUAAUUGCACGAGAAACAAUAAAGUCAACAUUGCGACCAAUUCACUUUCUUUGGGAAAACUUAAAUUUUGCUCAGGAAAGAAUCCGUGCAAGCCUGAGUUAGGACAAGUUUGUGUGAUAAUCGGUGGAACUUGGCGAUGUGUCUGUAAGCUGGGAACAUUUCGACCACUAGGAUCCGAUAAAUGUAUUCCAAUUGAACUUCUGACAAGAUAUCGAAAUGCUCCAAGUAGUAAAUGCUCAAAUUCUCAUGAAGAACAAUUUGGUCUGCUGCAAGGAUUUCAAAAGAGUCUAUCAUCAAGAAAAGAAUUAGAAAGAUGGAGUAAUAUUCGUAGAGCUCCUCCAAGAACAUUAUCUGGUACUACACCAAGUGGGAGUGAUGGUUUCUUAAAAAGUGGUGCUGAACAGGUACCAUUCAUGUUUCAAGAAGAUAAGAAUUAUGUCAGUGUGAUACCCGAUGAAAUAAUAGACAGUUAUGGGACUAUUAUGACACCUCCCGAAUUCCACUUCAAUCGAGAUGAUAUUAGAUGUGGUAACAAGACAUGCGGACUCCAUGAAAGCUGCCAAAAGAAUAGUGAAUCAAAAUAUGAAUGUAUUUGUCGAGAGGGGUUUACCAUAUUUGAAGGGACUUGUCGUGAAUUAAUUGAUGAAUGUGCUCAAGGAAAACACGAUUGUCACCCAGAAGCUCGAUGUGUAGAUGCUCUUAUUGGAUAUGAGUGUCUUUGCAGAGAAGGGUACCUGGAUACUUCUAUCGAUCCAAAAGCAAGACCAGGCAGAAAAUGCCGAAAAUUAAUCAACGAAUGCACAAAUGCUUUAAUGAACGAUUGCUCUCAGAAUGCAAGAUGUUUAGACAAACCAAUUGGAUACACUUGCAGAUGUCAAGAUGAUUACGUCGAUGUUUCCAGAGAAGGAGCAAGAAAACCUGGAAGAAAUUGCACGCAAGCAAUAAAUGAGUGUGCAUCAAACUUACAUAACUGUGACACACAUGCUAUUUGCCAAGAUCAACCAGUUGGGUACUCAUGCAGAUGCCCCUUCGGUUUUAUUGAUUCCAGUCCGACAGCGCUGGAGCCGGGAAGAAAGUGUGUUCAGGCAAAUAAUGAAGCUGCCACCACUUCAACCACAACAUCUCAAUGUAUCAAAGAGAAAAAUGGGGAGACUGUAUGCAAAUGUCUUCUAGGAUAUAAGAAUGUUGGAACAAAAACACAUUUGAAUUGUCAAAUGGAGAAAAGAGCAAAUCCAUGUCAAGAUUAUUCACUUCAUGAUUGUGAUCCUGUAGCCGAAUGCUUUUCCGAACAACCGGGAUACUUUCAAUGUCAAUGUCCAAAAGGAUUCACUGAUUCUUCGGCAGACAAACGGUUUCCUGGUCGAAAAUGUGUGAGAGCUGUGGACGAAUGUGCUCUCGGUCGACAUACAUGUGAUCCUCAUGCCGAUUGUAUUGAUACUCAUCAGGGAUAUACAUGUAAAUGCAGAAGCGGUUGGUCUGAUACUUCUCUCGAUCCCCUCCGUAGCCCUGGGCGUAGUUGCAAAAAAGCCGACAUGUGUUCGAACAUUGACUGUGCGGCUGAAGCUGAGUGCCGAGAGACACCAAUUGGACCCAUGUGCCAAUGUGUCAGUGGAUACGUGGAUGUUUCCAGACAACACGGAAGACCAGCUGGAAGAGUCUGUCGAGCUGUAGUGAAUGAGUGUGCUGAAGGAAGACAUGAUUGUUCAUCCCAUGCAACUUGUAUUGAUACUGCUGAUGGGUUCACUUGUCGUUGCAAGGAUAGCUAUAGAGAUGAGAGUUCGGACACUUUGAAGCAUCCCGGAAAGAAUUGCGUUAGAACUGUGCAACCUGAUCCGCCAGAGUGUGAUGUUAGUGAUCCAAUGAGCUGUGAUCCAGCAAAACGGGAAGUGUGCAUAUUUGUGGAGAACACUUACAAAUGUAGAUGUGCAAAUGGAUAUUCUCGACUUCCGGAUGGAAGAUGUGUUGUAAUCAAUGAAUGUGCUGAACCAAGAUUGAAUACUUGUGGAAAGAAUGCAGAAUGUAUUGACUUGGCCGAAGGUUACACCUGUCAAUGUAGAAGUGGAUACGCAGACAUCUCACCAGUUUCUCAACCGGGAAGAAUUUGCCGUGCUCGAGUGAACGAAUGUAGCAACAAAGAAAAAUACAACGUAGACUGUUCUGAAAAUGCAAUCUGCGCGGAUACCGAACACAGCUACUCUUGCCGCUGUCGUCCCGGGUUCGCAGAUGUCUCUGCCGCGUUCAACAAACUUCCAGGACGUCGUUGUAUCGAAGCAGUCAACGAAUGUGCAUCGCCAAGUCUUAAUGAUUGUUCGAAGAAUGCAUUCUGUGAAGAUGCAAAAGAGGGAUAUAUUUGUACUUGCCGUCCAGGAUAUGUUGAUAAUUCACCGAACGCUGCUCGUCAUCCAGGAAGAAUUUGCACGAAACCUGUUGAGAAGAUAAAGACUGAUUUGAAGGACACUUCAUUUUCAACUGAUGAUGGUUGUGAUCCAAAGAAUCCAAAGUGUGGGGCAAAUGAAGCUUGUGUUCAGCGGCAUGGGCAACAUAAUUGUGAAUGUGUUGAAACUGCUUUUAGAUAUACCGAUGGAAGCUGCAGAGUCUACUCUGCUUGUUCAAAACGUAACACUUGCGACAAAAACGCUAUUUGCCUGAAUCGCUUCGACUCUUACACUUGCCAAUGUCGUCCAGGAUACAUUGAUUUAUCGGCGGAUCUCACGAAUGCACCAGGACGAAUCUGUAAAGAAUUGAUCAAUGAAUGCGCAUCGUCCGAUAAUGAAUGUUCCCCGUAUGCCAGAUGUAUUGAUGCCACUAAUGGAUAUGCUUGUCAAUGUCUUGAUGGAUUCAUUGAUGUGAGUAGCAGAUACAAUAAACCACCUGGUAGACAAUGUACAAACUCAAAUAAUGAGUGCUCUGAGAAAUCAUUGAAUACUUGUGAUGAGAACGCAGACUGUGUUGAUACUCCGGAUGGAUACACGUGUCAAUGUUACGGUGGAUUUGUGGAUGUUUCCUCGAAUGCAAAUUUACCACCUGGACGUGUUUGUACAGUGCAGACCACCUGUCCAAAACAAAAAACCGAUCUCGUUUUCUUGAUUGAUGGAUCUGGUUCGAUUGGUUCCUAUGUUUUCAAGAAUGAGGUGCUUCGAUUCGUCAGAGAAUUUGUGGAACUAUUCGAAAUUGGCAGAAGUAAGACGAGGGUCGGAUUGAUUCAAUAUUCCGAUCAAAUUCGUCAUGAGUUCGAUUUGGAUCAAUAUGGAGACAGAGACUCUUUGUUGAAAGGAAUCUCUGAGACACAAUACCUGACAGGGUUGACUAGAACUGGAGCAGCAAUUCAACAUAUGGUUCAAGAAGGAUUCAGUGAGAGACGUGGAGCAAGACCGCAACAGAGUGAUAUUGCAAGAGUUGCUAUUAUUCUUACUGAUGGAAGAUCACAAGACAAUGUGACCGGACCAGCUGAUUCAGCUAGAAAACUUUCAAUCAAUACAUUCGCAAUCGGUGUUACUGAUCACGUUUUAGCCAGUGAACUCGAGUCAAUUGCUGGAUCUCCGAAUCGUUGGUUCUAUGUGGACAAGUUUAAGGAUUUGGAUACACGACUACGUUCAAUGAUUCAAAAAGCGGCUUGUCCUUCUCCAACAAAACAAGAAACACCAUCAGAGGAUGUUUGUAAUCCGAGAACUCAAACUGGAUGUGACAGAAGUCUGAAUGAACACUGUGCAGUUGAAAAUGGAAGACCAAGAUGUGUAUGUCCAGAAGGGUUCACAAGACAUCCAUUCACACGUGUAUGUGGAGGAGAUCUCUGUAAUCCACAACUGAUCACUUCGUGUAUUUUCCCAGAAGAAUGCCAAAUUACUCCGUAUAAGAACUUCAGAUGCUCCUGCCCAGAGGGAUAUAACAGAGACUAUAGAAGCGGAUUUUGUGUGUCAGUAAAAGAAGUUCAAAUUUCACCACAACACGAUGCAAACUGCCAUAACGGGGGUGUCCGUUGUUCAGAAAACGAGAGAUGCACCAAUGAUGGGUCCGAUUGGUUCUGUGAAUGUCUUCCAGGAUUUGAACGAAUUCGGAAUGGACAGUGUGCUUAUCCAGGAUCAUGUAAUCCAAAUGAUCCAAUGUCUUGUGAUGUGAGAAAGAGACAGCAAUGUCUGCCACGCGGAAAUAUCUAUACUUGCCAGUGCGGACGAAAUGAGAAGAGGCAUCCGAUCACCGAUAUUUGCUUGAAAAACGAAUGUCUAACGGGUGAGCACGAUUGUGAUCGUUCUGCACGUUGUAUCGACACUGAUGAGAGUUAUAUCUGCGCUUGUCAGUCAGGAUUUAUCGAUCAUUCUCCAAAUCCGUCAGAGAGACCUGGAAGAGUAUGUGUUGCUCUGCAAAAUGAAUGUCUUGAUGGAUCAAACAGAUGCUCACCGAACGCAUUGUGCACUGAUACUGAAGAAGGUUACGUCUGCCGAUGCAAGUCUGGAUUCGUCGACUACUCACCAAAUCCUCAAACAUUCCCUGGAAUGGUUUGUAAGGAGUUGGUCAAUGAAUGCACAAAUCCGCGUCUUAAUCAAUGUGACCGUAAUGCUCAUUGUAUUGAUACAAUUGAAGGGUACUCGUGUAUUUGUAAACCUGGAUUCGUUGAUAUGGAUGAAUUUGGAAAUCCAGGAAGGCGAUGUGAACAAAUAAAAACAAAUGACAAGUGCUCUCCUGGAAAGAAUGAUUGUGAUCGAAAUGCUCGAUGCAUUCAAAUUGGAGAUGAUGAUUAUUCGUGUGCAUGCCCUCCAGGAUUCAAGGAUAAAUCUCCGUCUUCUUCGCGGCCUGGAAGACUUUGCAUUCCAGUUAUUCCGGAAUGUGAUAACCCGACUUUGAAUGACUGUGACUCUCCGGAUAGAGCUGUUUGUACCGACACUGAUGAUGGAUAUAUGUGUAGAUGUCGCCAAGGAUUUUUAGAUAUUUCACCAAGUAUUUCAGUUAAACCAGGAAGACUCUGCAAACCUCUACAAAACGAGUGUGCACUUGGAAUCGAUGAUUGUGCUCGUGAUGGAGGUAUCUGUGAAGAUAAUCCUGACUCUUUCACCUGUCGUUGUGCAAUGAACUACUUGGAUGUUUCAUUCGACAGAGUUACCCGACCUGGAAGAAAAUGUAAAAGAUUAAUAAAUGAGUGUCAAACAGGACAGAAUGAUUGUUCGGAGGAAGCAACAUGCACAGAUACUGAAGAUAGUUAUAUUUGUGCUUGUCCUCAAUCCCACAUUGAUUUGUCACCGGAUACUGUUAAUAGACCAGGAAGACGCUGUUUGAUGAGAAUCAAUGAGUGCACAUCCAAUCGCCACGAUUGUUCUCCAAACGCUGAUUGCAUUGACACUCCGGAAUCCUACAAAUGUCGUUGCCGUGAUGACUUUGUCGACGAAUCACCCGAUUCUUCUCGACGCCCUGGAAGAAUCUGCCGUCCGGCACUUGUCGAUGAAUGUAGAACCGGAAAACACGAUUGUCAUGUUAACGCGAUUUGUCAGGAUCUUCCACAAGGCUACACAUGUCAGUGCUCUGCAGACUUUGUGGAUGUAUCUCCGCAUCGUGCAUCACAUCCUGGAAGACUGUGCCAGCCUCGUCCAACACCACCACCACCAGAGUGUCGUCUCGAUGGAGGAAAUCAAUGUAAAGUUCAUUUGAAUGAAGUAUGCAGAUUGAUGGGUGGAGAACCGAAAUGCUCCUGUCCGGUGAACUAUCAACGGGAUUCUUCUGGGUCAUGUUCCAUCAUCAAUGAAUGUUUGUUCACUCAAUUGAAUGAUUGCCAUACCGCUGCGGAUUGCAUCGAUCAGGUUCAAGGUUACACGUGUCAAUGUCGGGAUGGAUUCAAAGACAUUGGAGACAGGAGGCGACCUGGUAGAAUGUGUAAGCCGAUGGUUAAUGAAUGUCAAUAUCCUCACUUGAAUGACUGUCAUCAAAAUGCUGCAUGCAUUGAUCUUGAGGAAGGUUAUGAAUGUAAAUGUAAUCAAGGAUUUAUGGAUCACUCUCACGGACGACCUGGAAGAAUUUGUAAGCAAUUGACCAAUGAAUGCCUGAGACCUUCUCUCAACUCUUGUGAUAGAAAUGCUCGUUGUAUUGAUAAGGAAGAAGGAUACGAAUGUGAGUGUAGAGAUGGAUUCAUUGAUGUUUCACCAUCUCCAACACUCAAAGGAAGAGCUUGUCGUGAACUUGUCAACGAAUGUGCCAAUUCAAGACUCAACGACUGCGACAAAAAUGCUCGUUGUAAGGAUACUAUGGAUUCUUAUGAAUGUGACUGCCCAGUCAACUCCAAAGAUAUUUCACCAAGUCCUUCGUUCCCUGGAAGAGUUUGUCUUAUGUUCAUUAAUGAAUGUGAAAGCGGAGUCCACGACUGUGAUCCUUCCGCCACAUGCAGGGACAAUGAGCAAUCGUUCACUUGUGAAUGUCCAUCUGGAUUCGUUGAUCGGUCGCCGAACAAGCACGCCAGACCUGGAAGAGUUUGUGUUAAACUUGUUGAUGAAUGUCGCGAAGGACGACACACAUGCAGUAGUCACGCUGAUUGUCGUGAUCUUGAAGAGGGUUACACUUGUGAGUGCCGUGAUGGAUAUGUCGAUCGUUCGCCAAAUCUUGCCAGUCAACCAGGACGUGUCUGUUCUGCUCCAGAAGUCUGUCCUCCAAAUCAUGAUUGCUCAUCUGCUGCUGUAUGUGAACCACUUGGAGGAAUGAAGUAUCAAUGUGUAUGUAUUCAAGGAUACGUAGAUCAAUCUCCAGGAAGUCAGAAGGGAAGAGUUUGUGUCAGAAACAAUGCUUGUCAUGAUCCACGACUCAAUACUUGCUCGCGUAAUGCUAUUUGCUAUGACGAACCAAGAGGAUACAGAUGUGAAUGUAAACGAGGAUUCAUGGACAGAUCCCCCGAUUCUUCUCAACGUGGAAGAGUCUGCGAACCACCCCCACCACCAUCUCCACCACCACGUCAUCCAUGUCAGGAUCCUGAGAGAAACGAUUGUCAUCCAGCUGGAACUUGUCGUGCAACUGGUGCUCAGAGCUACACUUGUGAAUGCUUAUCUGGAUAUGCUGAUCGCUCACCAGAUCCGAGAAACAAGCCAGGAAGACUAUGCGUCCUCACGGAGCCAGUGUGCUUGGAUCCAGAGCAAAAUGAUUGUCAUGCAGCUGCAAUUUGCAGUGAAGUGAAUGGACCUGAAAAGUACACUUGCAAGUGCCGAGAUGGAUACACAGAUGAGUCUCCGGAUCCACUUCGUCGGCCUGGAAGAAUCUGUAAGGGAUUGAUCAACGAAUGUCUUGACCGAUCACUGAAUGAUUGUCACUCACUGGCAGUUUGCAAAGAUCUUCCGAAUGGAUACACAUGCCAGUGUCCGAUCAACGCAAAGGAUCAGUCGCCUGAUCCUCGAAAGCCAGGAAGGAUCUGUUCAUUGUCUGUCAAUGAGUGUGCCAAUCCAUCAUUGAAUAGCUGUUCUGCUUUUGCCGAUUGUUUUGAUGAGGAGAAUGGAUAUAGAUGUAGAUGCCGUAAUGGUUAUCAUGAUGAUGAUCCAGCUCAUCCAGGACACCGAUGCUCGUUCAUGAUUAACGAAUGUGACUCUUCAAACCUUAAUGACUGUGACAGAAAUGCAAACUGUAUCGAUACAGCUGGAGGAUAUGACUGUGCCUGUAAAGCACCUUAUCGCGAUGAAGGACCACCACAGUCACCAGGAAGAAUAUGCCGUCUCAAUGAAUGUCUCAAUCCAAACAGAAACACUUGUGACCGAAACGCUGAUUGUCGUGAUUUGGACUAUGGGUACACUUGUACUUGCCGUCACGGAUUCUAUGAUCAAUCACCGAAUCCACAAGAACCCGGACGUAUCUGUAUCGAGUUCCAACAAGAGGAACAUAUCGAGCGCGUAAAGGUCACCACAGUCCAGUCAGAACCACGACGAGAAUUCCCGUGUGGAAGAGAUGAUUGUAUAAAGGCGAGAGGAGAAGUGUGUAUCAGUGGAGAAUAUUGCGGAUGUAAACCAGGAGAGGGAAGAUCUGCGAGCACCGGGAAAUGUCAAGAAGUUCAGGAAACUCCAUUUGAGUUAAGAGUGGUCACUAGAGAUCAAAGACCUCUUAUGUAUUCUACCGAGUUCGGCUCUCAAAAGAGCCCAUCGUACGUUGAAAUUGUGGAACUCUUCGAGAAAAAUAUGGCUAGAACAUUCGGUGGAACGUCCCUGGCGCCAAGAUACGUGAACACCAAAGUUGAUUACAUCACUCAUCCGAAGACAAAGAACAGUUCAUGGGAUCAAGGAUUGCUCUUCAAAUAUGAAGUUCAGACGACAAAGUCUCAAAGUCAACCAAUUGAUGAAUGCGAAUUAUGGAAACAAAUGCAAGCAUCUUUGGAUAGAACGAAUGGAGCCAUCGGUGGUGGAUCUUUGCGUGUUGCUUCUGAUACCGAUCUUUUGAAUCCAUGCAAACAACAAGAGGAAUGGGGUAAUUGUGGAGGAAUGAGCUGCAAGGAACACUUGAAAGAAGUUUGCAUUGCUGGUCACAUUUGUGGAUGUCCCGACGGAAUGAAACGAAGAGAUGCUAAUUCUGAAUGCCGUGUUGUUGAGAGUUGGAAUGUUCCACUAUGGGUUGUUCGGGACAAGGAGAAGCCAAUUGUGUUUAGUGAAUCAUUUGAUAACCCACAGACACCUGUUUAUAAGGAUUACUCGAAACGUCUUGAAAAGGGAAUUGAAGGAUGUUACCCUCAUACUGAACUUAAGAAUGCAUUUGUGACAGCUGAAGUUAACGAUAUUGUGAAUCCAGUGUUGAUGAAUGCAUCAUAUGAUACCGGACUUCUUUUCAAUACGACUGUUCACUUCCGAAAGGGAAUGGUUCAUGUCCCAUCUGAUGCUUACUACCAGCUUAUUAAAUACGUCACCAAGGAAAAUAACAAUGAAGUCGGAGAUUCUGAGUUGUACCUGAACCCAACUCAACCAGAUCCAUUCAACCCAUGCUUCAAGAAUGAUUGUGACCCACACGGAAAAUGCAUUGAGAUAUCGAAAUACGCCUACAAAUGCGAAUGUGGCGUUGGAUACCGGGAUAUCAAUCCUCAAUCACCUGGAAAGAAAUGCUUGCCAGUUCAUGGAUUCAAUGAAUGUGAACGGAAAGAAGAUAAUGAAUGUAGUGAAAAUGCUAGAUGUAUUGAUCUAGAGCAUCUUUACAAAUGCGAAUGCUUACCUUCUUAUUAUGAUACAUCACCUGUCGGUAGUGUUCCAGGAUCUCUUUGUGUUUUGGAUUACUGUAGUGAUGUGAACUUCUGCCCAACAAACACAACGUGCAAGAAUAUGGAACAACAGGCAGAAUGCAAAUGUGAUGCUGGUUUUAUGGAUAUUCGAAAAUCAGAAAAGAGAACAGCACUGAUGCUUGGAGAUGAUACUUUGUGUAUGCACGUCAGAGAUGUUGAUGAGUGUGCUCUUGGAUUGAAUAAUUGCUCAGGAGUUGCUCACUGUAUUGAUAGAGCUGUUGGAUAUACCUGUAAAUGCCCAGAUGGAUACAUUGACGGAAAUCCAGAUGAGCCAGGCCGAGUCUGUGGAGCACUUCUUUGUGAUUUGUGCAAUGCUCACGGAGAUUGUGUUCACAACACUGCAACUAAUAAUAUCACAUGCGUCUGUACGGAUGGUUGGACAGGUCCACAGUGUCAAGUUGCUCCAUCGAAUGCUUCAUUGGUUCUUUUGAUUCUUCUUGCUCUUCUUUUCCUUCUUCUCACUCUUUGUUGUCUCUUGUACUUCUGUACUAAAUGCCACUGCUUCAAGGGAAGACGGUUCGCUGGUGCUGGAGCAAACGGAUUCGGAUACAGGAGAGGUGGAGCAUGGCCAUGGUCAACUUUGGAAGGAUCCGCGUCUUCUGAGUCAGGUGCAGAGUUCUCAGCAAUGAGUGCAGCUGGAAACGAUUACUAUCCAGAUAUUGGAAUCCCCAGAGCCAAACUGAAGUCCGGAAUGAUGGCGUCAGGAAAUACAGCAGAAGUUAGAAAUAUGGAAGUGGCUAGGCUGGAUCAGUAUUUGGAUGAGAAUGCAGUUAGAAUUCCACGGGCUCAUUUGGUAGAUGCUCAUGGUGAUACUUCAUUUGAUAGUUUAUCAGAAGCAUCUUCUGAAUAUACGAUCAAGGAAGAAAUUGAAAGAAAAGUGAUCACUGAUGUAACAACAAAGGAAAUCAAGACAACGACAACUACUGAUGAGCAGGGAAAUACAAUUGUGACCACAACAGAAGCAGUUCAUCCAAGAGAUACCACGAUUGUACACGGAGGAGGUUAUACGCAAAACGAAUCAAGUAGCUCAUCAUUUUCCGGUGGAGAAAGAGCAUAUCAAUCUCAAUCCCAACAGCAACAGAGUAUGUCUCAAGGAAUGUCUCAAAGUAUGUCGCAGCAUGCAACGUCCGCUGGAUAUUCAAGCUCAGGAAUGGAGAGCUCAGCUCAUAACAGUGGAUAUGCAAGUAUCAGACAUACUGGAGAGAGAGAACGCGGGGGUAGUGAAGAAGAAUUCUCAAUUGGCCGAGCUCGUGGAAUGGCUGCAGCUUCCAGCGGAUAUCAACAUUCCAGUUCGGAGAAUCGAGAAGUUGAAGAAUAUUGUUCAGAAGAAGAAGAUGUUGAGCACAGUGUCGGUGACAAAAGAACAAUAGUCACAAAGAAUCACAGUUAUGAGCCAUUUGUGAAUGGAGAAUCUGAGCGAUUUAAAACUGAAGUUGUCACAAGCCAAACUUCAACUCAUGUAACCAAAAAGUAGAUAUGUUUUUCUUAUUUUUCAAAUUCAAUUAUCCCAAUUAAUAUGUUCUUAAAUACGUGUAUUUUGCCCCUUCAUUUAGAUACGCGUAUCUUUUUUUGCAUUUUCCAGCCGCCUGAGAUGAGUCGGUGACUUCAAAAAUUAAUUGCUCACAAAUUGUUCUUCUAUUCAAUCUUAAUCAAUUUCGCCAAAGUGUUUUUCAUUUAUUGUUCUUGCCGUUUUAUUUUGUAUUUAUACAUUUUUUUAUUAUCCAAUGAAGCUUCGAUUUUAUU